Molecule: messenger RNA, 1237 nt
Organism: Cucumis sativus (cucumber)
Lineage: Eukaryota; Viridiplantae; Streptophyta; Magnoliopsida; Cucurbitales; Cucurbitaceae
Product: pre-mRNA-splicing factor SPF27 homolog
Exons: 7
Coding region: 146-916 (256 amino acids)
Biological process (GO): mRNA processing
Cellular component (GO): precatalytic spliceosome; Prp19 complex; catalytic step 2 spliceosome
Source: RefSeq, a predicted model, not a curated record
UUUUGAGGCCCAAACGUGUUAAAAUUAAAGAGAGAAGAAAACUGAACAAAAUUCGACGCGGGCGGCCGCGGAAUCUUCGUCUUCUCGCACUCUGAGCUUUCAGUAAAUCCGAAACUCAAAACCUCUGUUGUUCGUGGUGGCGACAAUGGCUGCUAACAACAAUAAUGGGGAUAUCCUAAUGCUCGAAGCUCCACCGCAGCCAUCUCAACCAGCUUGGCGCGUUUCUGCAGAUGCGGAGGUUAUCGACGCUUUGCCCUACAUCGACGACGACUAUGCCGACCCAAGGGUCAAAGCAGAGGUUGAUCGCUUGGUCGAGGAAGAGAUGCGGCGUAGCUCCAAGCGACCCGCCGACUUUCUCAAAGACUUACCUCCUCUUCCUAAGUUCAAAUUCGAGGAUCAUCCGAUGCUUGCUAGGGAGUAUGAGCGUGUAAGAGCUGGGAGGCCUCCAGUCCCUCUUGACGUUGCAAGAUAUAAAUUAGAGACACCACCUCCAAAUAAAAAGAAUGACGAAACUGCUUGGAAGCAGACACUUCAGAAAGCUCAAUGCUUACUCCGUCAUCAAGUGCUGAGGCUGGAAAAUUUGGAUCUGAUGUCAAAAUAUGGCCCUGAUAUCUGGAAGCAGCACAACAAACAGCUGGAAGCACUUCUAUCAAGAAUGCAAAAAUUAGCUCAGGAACAGAAUGAGAAGAUUGAAAAAGUGAACCGUGAAAGGAAAUUCCAUCAACAAAACGCUGCAUAUGAGCUUCAUGCUCUAUCCACGCAAUGGAAGGAGCUUUGUGAGAAAAAUAUGGAAAUCCAAGUGGCAUGCUUUCAAUUAGAGGGUCAAAUACAGGAAUUGAGGAGAGAGGCAGCAGAAAAGGGCUGGAAUUUGGAAGUCAAUGUAGAAAAUGGUUCUGUUUCCCUUCCAGUAUCAUAAGGGGAGCGUCCUAACCAUGGUUUUUGCUACUCAAAAGUAAAGACCCCCAACGUCUUUUGUUGCCGUUAUGGUAUGCCUACAUGGAAGAUGAGUUAGAUUUCUGCUUAUUAUAAGAGGUUGGUUGCUUUUCUUGGCCUCCAAAGUUUGUGUCAUUUUCAAAUUUUAUAUUGAAUUGAUUUGUAUCUGUACCUUCAGUGAAGUAAUUUGAAAACACCUACUUCUGCUAACCGUGUUACUUGGUUACUCUCUGACUUGAAUAUAGAUUAUUGUGUAAAAAUUGUUUAACCCAGACUAUCUAUCAAAUGGUUGAUAUUUGAUUAA